UUUCUAACAGGUACUGUUGGCAAAGCUCCCCUCAUCCCAUGGCGUGCAAGAGGCCAAAAAAUGGAAUUUUCCGGGUGUCCUAGCCCUCCACUUGCGCACCGCGCGUUCGCCGCAGCGCCUCAGGGCCCACCUCCGCGGCAGGCGGAGUGACACGGCCGCCUGGGAAGGUGCACGGCCGAUCCUCUCUAGCCCCGACGGCGGUGCUCGGAGGGGAAGCCUCAACGGCUCCGGCCUGCAGCGCCCCGCUACCUAUUUUCCUCGGUGCCCCCUGCCUCCCUCUACUGUGGUAGGCUCGCCCUUAGGGACAAGGCGGGCUGCGGGCGCGGGACAACCCUCCCUCCACCGGGCUCCCACACCCGCUCCCGCUCCGUGGCGCCGGAAGUGACGCGCAUUGGGCUGAAAGAUGGCGGCAUUGGCAUUAGACCAGGGGGAAGGACUGCUUCUGAAGGGGCCUCAAGCUCUCACGCUCGCCCCGCGCCGGAGCGCUCCGGCCCGGCCAGGGAGCGGCCCCUUGUAGAGGUCCAAGGAGCCUACCGAGGUCCGUCCCGGCGCCCGACCCUCCCACCGUUCGGCCCACUGGCCCGCUUCUUCCUGAUGCAGAGUGCCGUCCACUAGAGGCUGGACAGGACCCCCGAGGUGAUUCAUGGCAGGGGACGUGGAAGGUUUCUGUUCCUCCAUCCAUGACACCAGUGUCUCUGCUGGGUUCAGAGCACUGUAUGAGGAGGGAUUGCUUCUCGAUGUCACUCUGGUUAUUGAAGACCAUCAGUUCCAGGCCCAUAAAGCACUCUUGGCCACCCAGAGUGAUUACUUCAGAAUUAUGUUCACAGCAGACAUGAGGGAACGAGAUCAGGACAAAAUUCACCUGAAAGGUCUAACAGCUACCGGUUUCAGCCACGUUCUUCAGUUUAUGUAUUAUGGAACUAUAGAACUGAGUAUGAAUACUGUUCAUGAAAUCCUUCAGGCGGCUAUGUAUGUUCAGCUUAUAGAAGUGGUGAAGUUCUGCUGUUCUUUUCUUUUAGCCAAAAUCUGCUUAGAAAAUUGUGCAGAAAUUAUGAGACUCUUAGAUGAUUUCGGUGUUAACAUCGAGGGAGUCAGGGAGAAGCUGGACGCCUUUCUGCUAGACAACUUUGUGCCACUCAUGUCCAGGCCUGACUUCCUGUCCUAUUUGAGCUUUGAGAAGCUCAUGUCUUAUCUGGAUAAUGAUCAUCUGAGCAGAUUUCCAGAAAUAGAGCUGUACGAGGCUGUGCAGUCUUGGCUGCGACAUGAUAGACGACGAUGGAGACAUACAGAUACCAUCAUUCAGAACAUCAGGUUUUGUUUGAUGACUCCAUCCAGCGUUUUUGAGAAGGUUAAAACAUCAGAAUUUUAUAGAUACUCUCGACAGCUGCGCUAUGAAGUUGACCAAGCAUUGAAUUACUUCCAGAAUGUUCACCAGCAGCCCUUGCUAGACAUGAAAUCAAGCCGUAUUCGUUCUGCCAAACCUCAAACUACAGUAUUCCGAGGAAUGAUUGGACAUAGCAUGGUUAAUAGUAAAAUACUUCUUCUAAAGAAACCAAGAGUCUGGUGGGAACUGGAGGGACCCCAAGUACCUCUCAGGCCCGACUGUCUUGCUAUUGUCAAUAAUUUUGUAUUCCUGUUAGGGGGAGAAGAACUAGGCCCAGAUGGCGAAUUCCAUGCCUCUUCGAAAGUGUUCAGGUAUGAUCCAAGACAAAAUUCUUGGCUGCGCAUGGCAGACAUGUCUGUACCCCGUUCAGAAUUUGCUGUUGGUGUUAUUGGGAAGUUUAUUUAUGCUGUGGCAGGCAGAACAAGAGAUGAGACUUUCUACUCAACAGAGAGAUAUGAUAUCACUAAUGAUAAAUGGGAAUUUGUAGAUCCUUAUCCAGUUAACAAAUACGGACAUGAGGGGACAGUGCUCAAUAACAAGUUGUUUAUCACUGGAGGAAUCACUUCAUCUUCCACAUCUAAACAAGUAUGUGUGUUUGACCCCAGUAAAGAAGGGACCAUAGAACAGCGGACCAGGAGAACUCAAGUAGUCACCAACUGCUGGGAGAAUAAGAGCAAGAUGAAUUAUGCCAGAUGCUUUCACAAGAUGAUAUCUUACAAUGGCAAGCUUUAUGUCUUCGGUGGUGUCUGCGUGAUCUUGAGGGCCUCUUUUGAAUCUCAGGGCUGCCCUUCCACAGAGGUGUACAACCCAGAUACUGAUCAGUGGACCAUCUUGGCAUCCAUGCCAAUUGGUAGAAGUGGCCAUGGUGUGACUGUGCUGGACAAACAGAUAAUGGUCCUUGGAGGCCUUUGUUACAAUGGUCAUUACAGUGAUUCCAUUCUCACCUUUGACCCAGAUGAAAAUAAGUGGAAGGAAGAUGAGUACCCUCGGAUGCCCUGCAAGCUGGAUGGUUUACAAGUGUGCAACCUACACUUUCCGGACUAUGUACUGGAUGAGGUUAGGCGUUGCAACUGACGGUAUCUUUCUCCCAUAAAAAAAACAAGGCAAAUAAAGCAUUUGUGAUAAAGUAGUUUAAAACAUAAAGAAAAACCUCACCAGUUUUACUAUCAAAGCCAUUGGUCGAAUAUUGUAAGUUUUCAUUCUGUGCUAGCAUCUUUCUUUUCCUUUCAGUGGCCUCAAACUCAUGCAAUAAGUUCCUUUAAAGCGCUAGCUCUUGAAAGUACUUCCAGAAGCAGUUUAUUCACUGCUCCACUUACCUGGGAAGUUGAUUUUCUGCUUUAAACAUUUCUUUCAGAUGUUAGUGUAGGAUUUGUGCAUCUUCCAAGAGAAGACCCAGUAAGUGUCACUGGAUGUGAUUUCAGUCCCUCUCUAUCUGAACUCUUUUGGACAUUAUUUUAGUCUGCUAUAUGUUUUGGUUUAUUAGUUAAAAGUUUAAAACUCUUGACCUUUUUGCAUGGCUUUUUGCUGAAAAUGCAAAAAUUUAAAUUUUCUACAAAAGUUUUUUAUAUCAGAACACUAUUUCUAAGCUGCCUUCUCUUAUCUGCAUUGUGUUAGUGAAAGCAUAUCCAUACUCACAUCCAUCCUAUAAAUAUAUAAGACACAUCCUUUUAUGCGUGGUUAGGAGUCUAUAUUUUUAAGCUAGUGCACUUGCACAUACAGUUCGCCAUACUUGUUGAAAUUUAGAUGUAAUGUCUUUAAUGUAUUAAUGUUUUUAGAAAGUUAAAAUAACUGGAGUCCUCAUUCAGUAUCAAAAUAGUCUAUCUUCAGUCCAUACUGGUUCAGUAAAAUUUAAAUUAAUAUUUCUGAAACAUGUAUGGAUUUAAAAAAACUAGUAUUUUACAUUUUGUUUUCAAAACUAAAGAUUAAUAUUUCAUAUCAAUGGAUGUUUUUUCUUGUUUGAAAAUAUUUUUCUUUGCAGUCUGCUUAAUGGUGGUUACCCUGUUUUAGUGAGAAUCAGAGUGGCCUGUGUCAAGCUCUGACCCUGCAGCAUGCAAGCACUUUUAAAGAAAAGUUAAGUAAUACCAGACUCCUAAGUAAAAGCCCCUUAAAAGUAAGUGCAACUCCCAUUGUUUCUAUUCAGUAAGACUGCUGCAGGUGAUGAAUGUGGAGCAGCAACUCUUACACAGUUUGAACUCAGUUCUGACUGAGAGAUGAGAAAUUAGUUAUAAUGUUAUAUCUGCUUGAUCAGUUUGUACAAAAUAGUCAGUGGCACUAGAGAGAUAGAUCAACCCUCAGCGUCUUUUUAGUUUCUGGAAGCUACUAGCAUGAAGGAUAGUCACCAGAAAGUUUGGAAUGAUUUUUGAAUAGCUGUUUUAAAGGCAUUUAUAAUAAAUAGUUUAGGAUCAACUGCACAUUUCAACUCUUCAAAUGCGAAGGAAAGAAAUAUAGCUGACAAAAUUAAGAGUGAUCUGUGAGUGGAUCAUUCAAACUGAUGCCAUUUUCUCAUGAGCAGUCUGUAGCUGAUUAAAUCUUAUACUGGCAUAGCUUGCCAGAUCUGUGGAUUUUGGUGCAAUAUUGCAAUGCCUUUUAUAUGGCUGCUGUUGUAUAAAUUUUUGUAGUUACUUUGUUUUGUUUUAUUUUUGCUGCUGGCACUAUUGAACAUAAAAUGGAAGUGUGAAGUCA
Molecule: messenger RNA, 4066 nt
Organism: Peromyscus eremicus (cactus mouse)
Lineage: Eukaryota; Metazoa; Chordata; Mammalia; Rodentia; Cricetidae
Gene: Klhl15
Product: kelch like family member 15
Exons: 4
Coding region: 644-2458 (604 amino acids)
Biological process (GO): protein ubiquitination; nuclear protein quality control by the ubiquitin-proteasome system
Cellular component (GO): nucleus; Cul3-RING ubiquitin ligase complex
Molecular function (GO): protein binding
Source: RefSeq, a predicted model, not a curated record